AUGUCGGACUACGAUAGUCUCGAAGGUGAUUUAGUAGAGUUAGGUAAAGAACGUGCGGGAACAUACGAGGGAGGUCGCGAUGCAGGAGGUGAAAGACAUGGUCAUGGUACAGCGACACAUAAUAAUGGAGAUAAAUAUGAUGGCGAUUAUGACACUGGCAUGCGACAUGGCUUGGGAAAAUACAAGUUUAAAAAUAAGGCCAGGUAAAACAAGGUUAUAAAUUAAAAUCAAAAUGAAUCAGUUGUUUGCAUCCAACUGAUAAAAUGUCGUAGAAAUGUUUACGUGAAACUUUUAGUCAAUUAGCAUUGGACAAGUUUUAAUUUGAUCACCCAAUCACACUUAACAAGCCUCAGGGUGAUAUAGUCGGGUGAUAUAGUUUUUUAACUAUAUAAUAUAUAAGCGCAACAAGCUAUCGUUGAUAUAGGAAUGGUAUGCAAUUAACUGAAAAAUACAAGGAGAAAUUCAACGUUUCGAGCGAAGGCCCUACGUCAAAUUUCUACUUGUAAUAAUUGGCACUGCCUACACUGGCACAGGCCGUCGAAGAUUAUAUAUAACAGGGCCUACAGUAGGAUGUGCAUGUAACUGGGGGACAUAUUUAGCGGGGGACCUAGAGAAGUUCCAGUCGGCAAGUCUGUAUCACUGCAGCUACCAGCAUUUAUAUGCAUGGUUUAACUAAUAAGUAUACGUCAAAGGGCAGCAGAUCCGGCCGCAAUUACUAGGAUUCUGAGACAACCGAGUCGAGCACCGAAGGUGCGAGCCUGUAGAGGGGUCUGGGGGCAUGCCCUCCCCAGAAAAUUUUGAAUUUCUUGAAGCUCAGAUAAGAUAUUUGAUAAGCAGUUUUCCAACAAUAAAUUAACCUAGUUACGGGCCUGCAGAUGAUGGUCAAAUGCAGUAAUGUUAACAACUUAACAUCAUUUUUUCACUCUGAUACAUAAUUGCUGACAUACUGCAGGUAGUUCUUAGGGACCUUACUGAGGGGGGGAGGGGGGGGGGACACAAUUGCCGACUGGAGGGGCCAGUAGGAGGGCUGGGGGGACAUGUCCCCCCAGUCUAUAUGUUAAAAGAGGUCCUGAUAUAUAAGCGCCCCAAUUUUCCCUAUCGCGCCGAUCUUCAAUCAAUAUGUUAGCUUCUUUUACAAAUGAAAAAGCAGCUGUCAUACUGCAUUUCCAAAAAUUCGUUGGUUAUUGGUCAGGUAUGAAGGUGAAUAUAGCAGAGGUCUCAAGGAAGGAACAGGGACAUUUAUCUACCCAGAUGGAUCACAAUAUGAAGGGGAAUGGAAGAGGGGUAUCCGGGAUGGGCAUGGAAAAUAUACUUAUGUAAAUGGUGAUUGGUACGAAGGAUCGUGGAAAGAUAAUAAUAAAGAAGGACGUGGAGUGUACUAUCACAGUCAAACUGAGGCAAAAUAUUCAGGUAGAUUUCUUUUCUCCUAUUGUGGUUUGUGAAAUCAUGAAUAAUAAUGAGUUUUGCAUCCAAUCAAACUUCAAACAACGUUCACGUGAACCCCAAAGAAAUGAAAUCAUGAAAAUGCUAAUUGAAUGAGUUACAAACACUAUAGUGGUUGCAACUCUUCCGAUAAAACCACAAGUGUUUGUAAUACCAUGAAUUCUCGCCUUCUGCUUGUGUAAUACAUUCAAUAUACAAUACAACUCGGUCGCUUGUGAUGUAAACAGUACGUGCAAUUUGUUCAAUUGAUUAGUUUCGAAGACGCCAGUUUACGGCAAUUUUCUCCCGGCACCGAGGCGGGAUUUUAGGUAGAAUGAAAACAGAAUUUGAACUGAUCCGUCCAGUUCACGUCGAUAAGUUUCCCGGCACCGAACUCAUAUGGAUACAAGCCUCGUGCACUGUACGCGUAUUUUAGGUAUUUAUAUUAUUAUCAUGUCGUGCAGUGGUUCAAAAAUGUCUAUAUUUUCUUUCCUCUAGGAAUGUGGUCAGUUGGAAUACGAGAAGGGCCCGGUGAUAUGAUGAACAAUCACUUCAAAUAUCAUGGAUAUUUUAGAGAUAAUCUUCCCAAUGGUCCAGGUAAAAUGUCGUUUAAAGGGUGUCAACAACUUGGGGAAUAUGUUAUGACUGAUGUAUUCGUCAGGAAAAAUGGUUUGCUCGAAACAGAGCAAGAACCAACAUGGCGCUGUACAGAGUUGAUAUAUUCCGCUGGACCAAGAGAAAUGCCUUCCGUCGAACAAUUGAAGGAUAAUAAAUAA
This is a messenger RNA of Paramuricea clavata, 2198 nucleotides long. The record is from the annotation of a GenBank genome assembly. Lineage: Eukaryota; Metazoa; Cnidaria; Anthozoa; Malacalcyonacea; Plexauridae.